Molecule: messenger RNA, 2079 nt
Organism: Gossypium raimondii (Peruvian cotton)
Lineage: Eukaryota; Viridiplantae; Streptophyta; Magnoliopsida; Malvales; Malvaceae
Exons: 7
Coding region: 524-1792 (422 amino acids)
Source: RefSeq, a predicted model, not a curated record
AAUUGCUUCAUUUCGUUAGCUUUACUCUUUGGCAGCUGCCUCUCCUCUCCUCUCCUCUCCUAUACCAAUCUGUACACAAUGGUAAACUUCGCAGUUUUUUGAAUAACACGGAUUGGCCUCUUAGCAACAAUUGGGGUUUUGAUUUGGGAACUACGAUUGGAUCUUCAACAGCUUGAGAGGGGCAUCUGAAGUACAGAAUGACGAACGAACUUCCAUUGAUACCCGAUGAACUUAGUGUUGGAAGGAAGCAAGAUCGUUUCCCGGUUUCCUUUUUUGCUUCUGUCGGUCGGAUAGUUCGUCUCCUUUGUACUUUAGAUGUCUCUUCCAUGCUGUUUGAAGUUGUUUGUAGGUCUACUAAUCUCCAAGAACAAGUUCAAUGACUUCAUUUUUUAGCAGAAGCUGAGUCGAAGUGGAGAUUGUUCGAAAAGCACUAGAAGUUUGAACAAUUUGAUCUACCGUGGAGCUGAAAAAAAAAAAAGCAAGAGAGCUAUACCUACCUUCACUAAUAAUGGAUCUGUGAAAGAUGACCGACUAUGACAGUUCUUAUGACGAAAUCUUUGCUGAUUACCCUCUGAGCAACACCAUCCUGGGACCUACCGUAGAAAUUCAUACGGAGGCAUCUAAAGUACAAACUAGCGCGGACGGACUGCUGUUGUCCAGCCUGGAAUCUACAAGAAACCUUCGACAGCCUGGGAGGGCGACGCCUGAAGUACAAGGUGGGACGAACGGACUGCCGUUGUCCAGCCUUGAAUCUACAGGAAACCUUCUACAGCUUGGGAGGGCGACACCUCAAGUAAAAGAUGGCGCCAAUGGACUGCUGUUUUCGGUCGAUGGUAAUCAGGCUAACUUGGGCAUGAAAAGAGACCUUGAAUUAGUCCCCUGUCGCUUGUCCGUAGCUGAAGGACGAGUCACAAAGAAGCAGUGCCGGAGAACCUUUUUUAUCGAUGAAUCAUCAACUCUCCAACAACCAGAACCGAAAAGGAAAGAGCUUAUUUCGGGAAAAACUAUCAAGGAAGGUGCGAAAGUUUUAGUGGAUCGGAUAGACCGAAGAUUAAAUAGAACUUAUGGGAAGGUAUACAAGAUGAUGGCGAUGAAAGCCUCUCAGCUCUGCCCACAAGUUUUCGGGUCCCUUGAGCAAAUCGAAACACAAUGGCCAGUGCUGUCUGAUCUCCAGAAAGUUAAGCAAAAUAUCAAGGAAAUCCUGGAGAAUCACAAGGGACGCUUAUUAUCAGAAGCUGAGGCGAAGCAGAAACUGCUUCAAGUAGAAAAGGAGCUCGAACGAUUUGAUCAACUAGAGGAGUUCAACGGGGAGACGGUAGAAAAGCUUUAUUCUGCAUGUUCACAGAUGAAAGAAGUUGGUGGAAGUUUGCCAACUCGUGAAGAAAUUCAAUCUAAAUUUAGUGAAUUGGAAAAGGAAAUUUAUGCGAAAGACAACAACAAAGUGGAUGUUGAAGACUUCCUUGGCUUACAACAAGCAUUAGAUAACAUUACUGGCUGGGGAAGACUUCCAAAUUACCUUGAACCUAUUGCGAUUCGAAUCGAAGAAGCUCGUGGAAAAGCCACUGAAAUUUCCCAAAUCGGUAGUCAACUUCUGGUCUGCGCAGCAAUUAAAGAGAUGGAAAAUUUGCUAGUCAAGGAUUUGGACUUGGAUAGGUUGAGAAAGUGGGGAGCCACCCUUAAUAAGGCCAAAGAACAUGGUUUUCAAGUGGGGUUUGCUGAUAACCUGUUGGAGUUGAAGUUGCUUGCCUACUUUGCUACUCAAUUAUUGGGUUCUGGAAUCAUAAUUGGCUGAGCUUUCAUGGUUGUGCAUCAAAAGGUGUUUUUGCAGUUGCAGCAAAGUAUUUGGUAAAUCAACCUUCCAUAUAAGCUUCAAUUUGGUUUUCAUGGACUUUAGUUUCUAUAUUUACUUGUUCUCUAUCUAAAACUUUAUGGUUUUCGGUAUCUUAACUUGUUUAUCUGUAUUGCAUUCAUAUAUUUUGUUGUGUGUUAUGGUUUAUCUGAAUUGUAUUCAUAUAUUUUGUUGUGUUAUAAUUGUAUUUGAGAUGCUUUAUAUUUAUAUUUAUAUUUUAUGUUUAUGGA